AUGGACGUGAAGAAGCAGCUGUUGUCCUUCGUUCGGAUGUUUCUACCUGCUGUAGGAUUUGCUUUGACUUGCAUCGGGGCCUACCUGUUGUCCCUGCAGACCGAGCACAGCUUUCACUUGAAGCUUGUUCCUAGUUAUGCCAUGAUUGUCUUUGGCUUUCUGGCUAUGCUCACUGGGGUCUUCUGGAACCUCUACAGCAUGAGGAGCAAAAUGUACCAGAGAAGACGACGUGAGCGGCACAUUCAGAUCUUCACCGUUGCAAGGCCCAGCAGUUUUCCUCCAUCGUAUGAAGAGUCGCAAAGUCACAUUAGUCCUGGUCGUCAGCUUGAAGGGUUUGUUUCAGCUGACAGAGGGGUCAUGAGUCCUGCUCCUCCUCUGUACAGCCAGGACAGUUCGGAGGCUCCAGACUGCACAUGGAGCUGGGAGCAUCCGCCUCGGUACAGUCAGGUGCUUCAGACUCCACGUCAACAGACGGAUGCAGGUGAGCAGAGUGAGGUCUCGUCCUCAAACUAA
This is a messenger RNA of Nematolebias whitei (Rio pearlfish), 513 nucleotides long. Its product is annotated as transmembrane protein 252-like. Lineage: Eukaryota; Metazoa; Chordata; Actinopteri; Cyprinodontiformes; Rivulidae. The transcript has 2 exons. The coding region runs from base 1 to 513 and encodes 170 amino acids. The record is from RefSeq and is a predicted model, not a curated record.